Molecule: messenger RNA, 1815 nt
Organism: Engraulis encrasicolus (European anchovy)
Lineage: Eukaryota; Metazoa; Chordata; Actinopteri; Clupeiformes; Engraulidae
Gene: jmjd4
Product: jumonji domain containing 4
Exons: 6
Coding region: 379-1644 (421 amino acids)
Biological process (GO): protein hydroxylation; positive regulation of translational termination
Cellular component (GO): nucleus; cytoplasm
Molecular function (GO): sequence-specific DNA binding; 2-oxoglutarate-dependent dioxygenase activity
Source: RefSeq, a predicted model, not a curated record
CAUAAGAUGCGCCCGACGCCAGUUUUCGUGCAUGCCUCAGCAUUUGUAGAUUUGCGUAGAAGGACAUGAGGGAACACAUUAAUGGAGAAAAGAAAAUCAAGUGUUUGCACAGCGUUGUAACUAACAUCGCCUGUCCUCCGACCGAUGUAUCGUUUCUUUUGCAGGACAUCAUCAUCGCAAGCCUUCCGCGCACCAUAUCGUUUGGCGUGUGUUAAAUUAAUGUUUUUACAAACAAGUCCUUGCUAACCAAGGUACAGCAUGCAUGCAUGUAGAAAGCAGCUGGCUGGAAUAUGCAGAGCUAGCGUUCGGUAAAUAUACCUUCGAUGUCAGACUUGACAAACGCACCAGGAUUUUGUUAGCGCUAAAUGGUUCUCAAAUAUGGAUAGGGACACGCUACACAUCGCCUCGAGUCUCAUAAAAAUACCGAGGCAGUCACAGCAGUAUUGCUCUUCUCAUUUUGUCGAUUACGUGGAAAGGAACAUAAGCUAUUCUAAAUUCUUCAAGAACUACUUGAUUCCCAAUCACCCAUGUGUCUUUUCGAAGAAGUUUACAGAAGACUGGAAUUGUAGGAAACACUGGGUAACCGAGGAGGGGAAACCAAAUUUCUCGAGGCUCCUACAACAAUUUGAAGAAGCACCAGUGCCCGUGGCAAAUUGUAACAUGAAGGAGUACAAUGCAAACCCUAAACAAAUUAUUCCCUUUAAAGAAUUUGUCCAGUAUUGGAAGGAUUAUAUUCAAAAUGGCCAUUCAUCACCAAAAGGAUGCCUUUAUUUAAAAGACUGGCAUAUGCACAGGAACUUCCCAGAUCACAACUGCUACAAGACACCCAUCUUCUUCUCUUCAGACUGGCUCAACGAGUACUGGGAUUCUAUUGAGGUGGAUGACUAUCGCUUUGUCUACAUGGGACCCAAAGGAUCCUGGACUCCCUUCCACGCCGACGUCUUCCGCUCCUACAGCUGGUCCGCCAACAUAUGCGGCAGGAAGAAGUGGCUCCUGUACCCUCCCGGCCAGGAGGAGUUUUUGCGAGACCGCCAUGGCACCCUGGCCUACGAUGUGACGGCGCCCAUGCUUCAGGACAAGGGGCAGUACCCACACAUUGACAAGGCCUGCCAGCCCCUGGAGAUCAUCCAGGAGGCGGGGGAAAUCAUAUUUGUGCCAAGUGGCUGGCAUCAUCAGGUUUACAAUCUGGAGGACACCAUUUCCAUUAAUCAUAACUGGUUAAAUGGUUGUAAUCUGGACAUCAUGUGGCAGUUCCUACAGAAUGAGCUUGCCUCUGUUCAAAGGGAGAUUGAAGAAUGGAGGGAAACUAUGGACACCUGGCAUCAGCAUUGUCAAGUUAUUAUGAAGUCAUGCACUGGAAUAGACUUUGGGGAGUUUGCCAUGUUUUUAAAGAUUAUCGCAAACAACCGGAUCUCUUUUUUGAACUCUUCUCUGGCAAGCAGCUCUGUUCAGUCACGCCAAGUUGCAGAAGCACUUGAAUCUUUAGGUCCUCACCAUGCGACAUUUGACCUCCAAAGAGUCACUUACAUCCUUGAGAGUAUGCUUAAUAAUGAAGACUUCAAGAGACUUGAGCCCUCCAGUCUUAAAUUCCAACCAGAGUCGCUGCUUCAAGAAAUACGAGAGGCAACAAGGUCAACUGCAUGACAGUAUGAACGCUAGCAAAACAUUUCACAAUUGGGAAUGUCAACAGUUAUGGCAAAAUGUUUAUUAUUCAAGACAAUAUAAGUUAUUUCUGUUGAAAACUUAGAAUACACACAUGUGAACAAACCUCUUUCAAGUUUCAUUACCUAAAUAAAUUAAAUUAAGUAUCUAGUG